This is a messenger RNA of Microtus ochrogaster (prairie vole), 6285 nucleotides long. It is a transcript of the gene Itprid1, whose product is annotated as ITPR interacting domain containing 1. The record is from RefSeq and is a predicted model, not a curated record. Gene Ontology annotation, molecular function: signaling receptor binding. NCBI's taxonomy places the organism in Eukaryota, Metazoa, Chordata, Mammalia, Rodentia, Cricetidae.
GCUCUCAUAAAGAUCAUCUUUUAAAUAGGAGCAGAUAGCAACCGGGGUCACUUUGGUCACCAGGAUUUUUCCAUCUUAGUGUUGGUGAAGACAGGAAAACAGAAAGUACCAAGACCUCCAUCCACAUUCUCAGAGAAACCACAGCAAGCUCCAAGCCUGCUUCUCUGCUGAUCUGCUGCAUCAGGUUGCAGAAUCCCCCUCACGAUGAUGGAGAAGCUACAAGGUUCUGACACCCACAGAGCCAGUCUGGAAAAGAGCAAGAGAGAGAUCUUAAGGCAUACCAAGAGAGCAUGGGCACCUAUGGAUGGGCAUCCACUUCCUGGCUCUGAGGAGGAAAGCACAAUGGUCACCAUGCAUGUUCAAGAAAAUUCCAAGCAGGAAAGCAUCCAGCAGUGGCUGGACUCUGGAUACUUUGUCUCUGUAAAUGAAAACUUCCAGCAAGCCAUCAACCAUUCUGCUUCCUUGCACGAACAAGGGAUGGUUCAAAUGACCGUGAAAGACUACAUGAGAUCUCUGCACCAGUUCUCAGAGACGCCUACCCUGUCCAGAGGGACUAGUUUCAAUUCUUGCUAUUCCACCACAGGUGUACCACAAAGCAUUCCUGAAUGGUUGGAAUUUUGGGAAAAAGACCCUGUGGAGAUUCUCUUGGAUCUGGGCUUUGGUGCUGAUGAGCCAGAUAUAUGCACACAAAUCCCAUCCAGAUUCCUUGGGUACAGCUCAGCAGCCAGAGGAAUCAACAUCCGUGUUUUUCUUGAAGCACAGAAGCAGAGGAUGGACUUCGAGAAUCCUGACUUGUAUGGCAGGUUCCGACAGUUGGAAAUCCUGGAUCAUGUGACCAAUGCUUUCUCAUCUUUGCUGAAUGAUGUUAACACCACCCAGAGCCAAGAUGAAGAGAAAGUUGGAAGAGAGGGUGUACAAAACCCCACAUCGACUGGAGCUAAAGAGCAUCGGAGAAGAAUGAGUCAACUUUUAAAGAGAACUUCAAGACAGACCAUCAGGAGAGAUGGCAACCCAGCGCUGUCAGAAUCAUUCAAGACUGAAGACGGGAUUUCUAGUCUGCCCACAAAGCCGUGGGAGUCUAGGCUGGGGCUGCAAAUGGCUUCCACUAGCCAUGAUGGAGGUCAAGUGCCUUUUUCAACAGAACAUGGUUCUGCCCAAGUCUGCAAUGACUUGUCCCCUUGUCUCCCUCCACAUGCUCUUCUGGACAAGCAGUUGGCAAAACAGUCUCCUCAUACCAGAGUGCCUGAGGGGUCAGUUAGAAGGAAAAUUUGGAAGGAGAAAUGGAUUCCCAUGGACAAGCUCAAGAAUUUGUCUCACAUCGUGAGUAAAGGAGUGGACUCCUUUGAAAUGGAGGAGGUCCAAAGCUUUGAUGAAGACACUGGCAACCCUCUUAACCUGAUUUCAGGAAUUGCAGGCUCCCGAGUGGACAGAACAAACAGCUGUCAGUCGGACAGCAGCGGAUUUUUGGAGGAGCUGCCAGAGCCCCACCCCUUCCAGGUAUCUUCCUUGCCUGGAAACCAGAGUUCCACUGACUGUAAAGGUAGCAAACCAAGGGAUCAGAGUCAUAGGCCACCAUCAUGGCAUGACUGUCAGCAAGAGUCCAGUGACUCUAAAUUCAAGAGCAUGGUGAGCUCAUCUUUUUCAAGUCAUGAUGGGAGUAUCUUGGAAAGAAAGGUCUCAGCAUCUGUGGAGGAGGAAAAGUUUCAACUUGAGGCCAUGGAAGGGCAACCAGAGAUAGUCAACCCAGAUAUGACCCUUACCAAGCCCCUGAUGGUGGAAGACUACCCAGGGAGUCUCGUUGGAACUUUAGUCACUUCUACAUGUGACAACACAAUGAGGAUCAUGGUGAAUCCUGUCACAGAAAAGGAAGAUAGGUCUCUGAGGCAUAAGGAUACUGGAAAAUUGCUGAUACAAGGAUGUCACUUUGAAUCACCAACGUCAUCUGGGAUGGAUCACACUCCAGACAAUUUCUAUCAUGUGAACUCUGAGAUCCCAGGAACAGAGGACAGCAGCAAGGUCUAUCCUGACACUAAGCAAAGUUGGGUGGUGCAAGAGAGGCUAACCCAGCCCUCCCAGCAACACAGAGGAUCCAUGUCCUGGAGCGGUGACCUUGUUCAAAACUCUGAGAAGUCAAUUCCCCACCUUGAGAAGCCACCUGGAGGUGAUCCCACUGACUCAAAGGCUGCCAGCUCUUGGUCUGUGACAACCCAGAUAUCCUACAAUCCAGUGUCAACUGCUCAGAGUGUUUCAGACUUGAGGACCUGCUACAAAGGAACAGCUUUGGAAGGCAGUCCCUGUGACCCUGUUAAUACCAUAGACCCGAGACUGCAGACGAAAGCAAAGCAGGUCAAUGAUGUUGCCAUUCAGACUUGUGCAUAUGAAUGCAAGCCGAGUUUCUCAUAUAAUAAGGCCUUAAAUCGUAGACCCUGGCCCCUCACCAAAUCCAUCUCUUUGGACACAGGUUUUCCUAGCACCUCCCCCACAGACCUCUUCCACAUCAUACCUGCCCACUGUUGUGUCUACUGUCAUCACUGUCCCAACUGCCAGGGGAGGAGGCAAAGUCCUGGCCCAGAACCCUCUCUUUGCAGGCAUUUCCUGCACUCACAGGCAGACGAUCCUGAAGCCCGGUUCAUGAAGACAUUGAAGAUACUUCAGGACACUACAGUGGGGGACUUGUGUUCUUGCACAGUCUAUGAGAUGGAAACCAUGAAGAUGGUGUGCCAGAGUUUCCAGGAGCACUUAGAGGAAAUGGAGCAGCACUUUGCAGAACAGCAGGCACUCUUUCACAGGGACAUGUCAGAAGAGGAAAGGGAAGAGGCUGAGGACCUGAGGACUUUACGAGAGGCCCUGAGGCAGCAGGUUGCAGAGCUGGCCUUUCAGCUAGGAGACCGAGCCAGGCAAAUCAAAGAAGGGAUCCUACUGCAUCUAGACCGACUCUCCGAGGAACUACCUGAACACUAUGCAAAUCUGCAACAGUAUAACUGGACAGAGGGAAGACAUGGCCAGAGGUCACGUGUUCAAACCCACACUGUGGCCCCUGAUUCUGUCCUUCCUGCCAGCUGUGGGCAGCAGACUCCCUGCUUGGGGGUGAUACAGCCAUUUGGUCUUGGUCACUCUGACCUUGAGAUUAGAGGUGGGAUGUCUCUUCAGUCACCAGCUGUGACAGAGUCAGGUCCUGGUCCUUCAUCAAGCAGUGCUGGAGAGUAACCUCUGUUAGACCAGACAGAGUUUGAUGACCUUUGUACAAGAUGGAAGCCCUCAGAGCAGCUGUAACCAGGGAAUCCAAAUCCUAUGGACCCAACCACUCUACAAUUAAAUUCAGAGUAUCUUAAUAUUCAAUGAUUACAUAAUAAGGAGUCAACCAGCAUGUGCCCGACCGGGGUAUGUUACAGUCACUGAGUAGCUUACGGCCUCUAUCCUGAUAGAUUAUGUGUCCUACCGGAAGACACAGAAUAUAAACACACAUAUGUAUCUAUAAUGAAUCGUCAACAUUUAAAAAAAAAUGGUCUCUAGCCUAAUAGAACAUGUGUGUGCCUUAAUGAAGGAAGCCAAAUACAAACACACACUUAUUUUUAUAAUGAAAAAUCAAGAUAAAAAACAGUGUGCCCUUAUUUUAUGAAAGAUAAGUUUCUGAGUGUGCUCAGGUACCUGAAAGGCAUGUUCAGAGAUUGAUAUUACUGAUGCUGGAGUCAGCUGUGAGCAAGACAGAAUGUCUGUGCAUCAAGAGUUGGAUAAAGUGGGAGAAACGAAACAACAAAUAAAUCCCGUUCCCACACAGACAGUUUGUGGGAGAGACACUCUGUGACACGGGAGGAAAGUGCCCUGGGGGCCUCAUCUGGGCCAGCUAUUAGGAAAAACUUGAAGGUAAGAAGCUGGGAGCCCUAGAGAGUUCAAGUUCAAGAGACUGGCAAGCAGAAGGGCAUAAGGCUCACAGGCUGGGGUGUAGAAAUGUCAUUUUUCCGACUGUGGUGGAUGAGAGUGAGGAUCUAAGUGAGGACCCUGGCUCCCUUCAGGUCAUGGUGAGGAGUCUAAGAGUAUGUAGUCUUUCAAGUGCAACAGAAAGUCUCCAUAAGUGGUAACUAUUGAUUUUGUAGCGUCCUAGCUACCUUUCAUAAUCACAAAAGAUACCCCAUGGAAACUACAGAGGAGAAGGGAGGCUGCUGGCUACAAGCCUAUUGCUUAUUGUUGUCCCUCAAGUCAAAGACAAAAGUUGUGCAGUUGUUUCCUUCCGGCUUUGGGAACAGCCUGGCUCCUCCUACAGGAGAACUGCAUCCAGGUGGCUACAAAAGUCAAACAAUGAGAGGAGUGAGGAACGGAUGAAAAAUGAAAGAGUCACAAACAGCAUCCUGGGCACCCCCAAGGGGAGCUUUCUAUUCGUGGGAGAGGAUGUGUGAGCAGAGGACACUUCCUAGCUAGGAACCUAAGACAGUAGUCCUUUGGAAACCAUCCACUAGCCUGUUUCAUUCUUUAUUGUCCUGCUUUGGUUGCUAUGACUUCAGCAAGGCCCUGAUUCCUGCGGACCAUCCACUGUCUCCCCUACUGUAUCCCCCAGAACGUGGACAUCUCUGUUCACACAUUUUCCUCAGCAUUUAUAUGCAUAACUUGGCCUCAGUGCCAACCCCUUCCAAAACUCCAGCCUUCCGUCCUCUUGCCACAGACACACACACAGACAAAGCCAUCUGCCUUGUCUCAUUGCGUCCUUGAUUGGCACCUCAGGAGCAGUCACUGCAUCACUGCUGCGUUUUGUCGUGGUGUGGCCUCCAGAGUUCCCCAUAACCAGGUGAUGGCACAAUGCCUUUAGCUUUCCUCUCUCUGAGCUGCCAUGGCAACUGAGAAACUGUCUCUGCCAGGCACCAAUGGGGUCGUGUCUCCCUGACUCAGGGAGAGGACCUAAGAAGUGAUAUGUCAGAGAACUAAGAGAGUCAUCCCAAGACUAUGAUCCAGAGCAUGUGUUUCUCCGGCCUGGAAUCACUACCCCCUUUCCUUUCUACUGCUGUCUUACUUUCCUGGACACACAUCUCUCUUCUACUUCCCACAUUAUGAUACGACUUCCAGCCCUUAACUGACUUUUAAUUGCUUUUUAACAUUCUAAAUUUCUUCGUUUUCUGUGCUUUCAACGUUCUUCUUGGUUCAGACUUGGUCUGCAUCUGCCUGCAGCAUUAUGCCUGUGCUUCCUUCCCUGGACUGCCUACUACCCUGGCAGCCAUGCGCAUUAUGGUCUCAAGCUUUACUUUGUUCUUAUGUCAAUCUGAAAUGCUGGUCCUCUGAGCCACCUUAUAUAUUCCUACAUCCCUUCACAUCACAGGCUGUGUAUGCACAGAUUCAACCGGUCACACUUCAGCGAUAUUAAUAAGAGAAUCACAUAUGCAUUAUAGACAUUGCUCUUGCCAUCAUCCAACUAUUUUGUAACAUAUAUAUUCUUUUAGUAGACACUGCAAGUAAUCUAGGGAUGAUUUAAAGAGUUCAAAGCAUGCCGAUGUGUGUGUUUCGUGCAAACACUGCAUUGCUUAGCAUAAGGGUUAUUGAGCAGAAUAAAUGCAGUAAUUGGUUGCAGUAAUUAACUCAGUAUCCCUCAGAGAGUAAAUGCUCAAUAUAUGUUGACUACUAUUGAUGCAAAGGCCAACACAUCAGUAAGUCCAGUGUGAUUAUUACCUUCGUUCUGUUGAGAAGGGGGUCUGGGAGCAAAGCCGCUUACCCUGGAAGAAUAUUAACAAAUGCCUGAGGAAUGGACGAGCAGAAUAAAGUAGUGCUCUCAAGAGACAGGGAAGAAGAUGACCUCAUCUCAGAAGCAGCACCAUUUCAAGCUGUAGGAGGAACUAUUUUGCACUUAAAAGGCAAUGUGUGUGGACCAUUUCAGCCAUCAGGCAGAUGCCUUCAGGUAUGAAGGAGGAGAGAGCUACCCAUGGUUUGGAUGAAGAAAGGCAAAUGGAAUCCCCAAAGAGCUCUACAUAGUCAGAGACUAAUUCUCUAACAAAGAAGAUAAAAGGGAGUAAAAUGUAGAAAGGCUUCUAUGUCUCACCCAGAACUUUAUUGCCUUCAAUGACUGAUGCCAAAUAUCACCUAGAAUUCCAGCCCUUGGCCUUCGCAUUCAGACUGUUUGUAAUCACUGGCUUUCCUGGUUUAUGUGAUAAGCAUUUUAUCUCCAGCUGUUUCUGCUUUUCUGGAGGACUCUGAUAGUGAGAAAGAGCUUGAAGAUCUUAUGAAAAAAAGCUUGACUUAUAAAAAGGUAUGCUGAGGCCUAGGUUUGUUAAUAAGAAGCAAUGGAACUCUGGCAAUAAAUCUGAA